Messenger RNA from Xylaria bambusicola, 1468 nucleotides. RefSeq lists its product as uncharacterized. The record is from RefSeq and is a predicted model, not a curated record. Gene Ontology annotation, biological process: endocytosis. Gene Ontology annotation, cellular component: membrane; clathrin vesicle coat. The coding region runs from base 338 to 1117 and encodes 259 amino acids. The transcript has 3 exons. Lineage: Eukaryota; Fungi; Ascomycota; Sordariomycetes; Xylariales; Xylariaceae.
CUGUACAUCAUCCGCCAGGGCGCCUGCCCGGAUAGGUGGACGGGGCAUCUGAGGCUCCACUAAGCGGAGGUGGCUAGGUACCUACCUAAGCGGGGAGCCCGCCGAGCCCGCGAUCCAACACCGCCACAAACUUCCUUUCAGUGGGUAGGUUGGGCGCAAUUCAAGUAAACUGAACGCCCUAGUUGGCCAGUCCCAGCACAUAGCAGAGGUAUCCAUCUUUAUCUAGUCUUGUUAAACAAACCUCCCAGCUUCGUGGCCCUUUUGUUCCAGUUUCUGUGUGCACGCGAGAAUCCCCCUCUCCAGUACAGUUCUACGGAAUCAGAAAGAGACAGCCAAAAUGGAGUCAGUUGACCCAGCCACGGGCCAGCCUUUACCGCCGGAUGCUAUUCAGCGAGUGUUAUUCAUCAUCGGAACUGUCCAUGUCUACAAUAUUCCACCCAUGGUGCCGGGCAAGGGCUAUGUCGCAGCAUCGUGGACCGCCGAUGAGAACAAACGUCAGAUCUUUACUGCGCGGAUUCGAGUUCUCGAGACAGCCGUCCCGCAACCCUCUGGUGAGGAAAAGGUAAAGACGGACAUCGUUCUGGAAGACCAGCGCAACGGCCAAUUAUUUGCCGCUGCCCCUUAUACAGCAGCAGCAGUCGUCGAGCCUACCUCUGAUAGCUCGCGGUUCUUCGCUCUCCGCGUGCAAGAUGGGGCAGGUAGGAAGGCAACGCUAGGCAUCGGUUUCGAAGAGAGAAGUGAUGCGUUUGACUUUGGGGUGUCUUUGCAGGAAGCCCAGAAGACGCUGGAGUGGGCUCAAGGUGGUCCAACGGGCAAGAAACCCCCCUUGGAAAGAAAAGACAGUGCCGAGAAGCGCGAUCUUAGCCUAAAAGAGGGAGAGACGAUCACAGUCAAUCUCCCUGCGAGGUUUGGCAGGCGCAGACCUCAACCCGACGAAGACUCGUCUGGUACGAGCCUCUCGUCUUUCUCACUACCUCCGCCUCCGUCUGCCACGGUGUCGAAAGGAGGAGGAAUACUGCCGCCGCCUCCACCAGCACCUUCAACAAACUCGAGAGCCAAGCGGCUGUCCGCAGCAAACCUAGGCUUCGAUGAUGGGAAAUUUGGCGAAUUUGCCUGAUGCUGCCCUUGAUGGAUCAACAAUUUUGAGCUCCGCGCAACCAAUAUAUGAUGAAUCGUCGAGUGGUAAAGUUCUAGACGUCAAUAGGCUCCAGACGCAAUGAAAGUUCUAUGACUAAGCUUUCUCAGCGAUCCUAGCUAUGGUCUCAUUGAGUGGAGAUAUCUCGUCCUGGGUACAAUGGCCGACAGCCUUUUGAGCCUCGCCGAUUUUUCGUAAUUAUUUCCCCACUACCAUAUUCAAGGUUGGUACACGUUGCCAGAAUGUAGCCCGAUGGAAAUCUUCGAGAACAGAUGAUAGGCCAAGAAGGUGCUGUCGGGUGCUCAAAGAUUACCAACACAAAAGGACAUAGCA